Dentiscutata erythropus is the source of this 227-nucleotide messenger RNA. NCBI's taxonomy places the organism in Eukaryota, Fungi, Glomeromycota, Glomeromycetes, Diversisporales, Gigasporaceae. The record is from the annotation of a GenBank genome assembly.
AUGAAUCAACGUUGCAUAAUCCAAAAGAAAAAAGUUAUUAAAUCUAUUGAAUUAGAGUUAAAUGCUCAGAAUCCAAAACAUAAUUUUCUGGAAACUACUCAAGAAGAGUUGAUUACGGAAAAUCAACUUUUUUUAAAUAACUCAGUUGAAAGUUUUCUUAUGAAAGAUUUUGAACAUCUAUUUCUCAACAAAAAUAAGGAAUUGGGUUUCUUUAUUGAAAAACUUGG